Oryzias melastigma (Indian medaka) is the source of this 2132-nucleotide messenger RNA. RefSeq names its product lipoic acid synthetase (gene lias). Lineage: Eukaryota; Metazoa; Chordata; Actinopteri; Beloniformes; Adrianichthyidae. The coding region runs from base 59 to 1243 and encodes 394 amino acids. Gene Ontology annotation, cellular component: mitochondrion. The record is from RefSeq and is a predicted model, not a curated record. Gene Ontology annotation, molecular function: 4 iron, 4 sulfur cluster binding; lipoate synthase activity. The transcript is spliced from 11 exons. Gene Ontology annotation, biological process: lipoate biosynthetic process.
GAACGCCCCGCCAGACCACAGUAGUCAGUCACCGAUCUGUGUUGCUAAUGACAGUUGUAUGCUAGCUAAAGUCAUGGCGUUACUUAAACAGAGUUGCUGUAUUGCAGGUCGCUUUUCCACAAACCACUUAUGGUCGAGUCCUCGAUCCAUCCCACAUCUUUCUACAAACUGUCUGACAACUGCUGCCAGAUCCUCCUCGGACCGGGUUGACCGGAAGAAGGCGCUUCAGAGCGACGAUGGUCCCGAUCUACAGGACUUCAUUUCAGGGGAACUGUCGGAGAAAUCCAAGUGGGAAGACUACAAAGGAAAUCUGAAGAGGCAGAAAGGAGAAAGGCUGAGACUUCCCCCAUGGUUGAAAACGGAGAUCCCCAUCGGAAAGAACUUCAACCGGCUAAAGAACACCCUGAGAGAUCUCAACCUACACACAGUGUGCGAGGAGGCCAGGUGCCCAAACAUCGGGGAGUGUUGGGGAGGAGGAGAGUAUGCCACGGCUACAGCCACCAUCAUGCUGAUGGGAGACACGUGCACUCGCGGCUGCAGGUUCUGCUCGGUAAAGACGGCCCGUCGGCCCCCUCCUCUGGAUCCAGACGAGCCGUACAACACCGCCAAAGCCAUUGCUGCCUGGGGACUGGACUAUGUGGUUCUGACCUCUGUUGACAGAGAUGAUAUUUCUGAUGGUGGAGCAGCUCACUUUAGCAAGACUGUGUCAAACCUGAAGGAAAGAAACCCUCAGAUCUUGGUUGAGUGUUUGACUCCAGAUUUUCGGGGUGACCUGGUGGCGGUAGAGACGAUCGCGCUGUCAGGCUUGGACGUGUACGCCCACAAUGUGGAGACAGUGCGUGAACUGCAAAGAUACGUUCGUGACCCCAGAGCAAACUUUGACCAAUCGCUGAGUGUUUUGAAGCACGCUAAAAAGGUCAAGCCCACUUUGCUCACCAAGACGUCCAUCAUGCUGGGGCUCGGAGAGACGGACGAGCAGAUCUUAAACACUCUGACAGAGCUGCGAGAGGCGGGCGUGGACUGUCUCACGCUUGGCCAGUACAUGCAGCCCACAAAACGACACCUGAAAGUUGAGGAAUAUAUUCCCCCGGAAAGGUUUGCACACUGGGAAGAAGUUGGGACUAAAAUGGGAUUUGUGUACACAGCCAGCGGGCCUCUGGUUCGGUCCUCCUACAAAGCAGGUGAAUUCUUCUUGAAGAAUUUACUGAAGAACAGAAAAGCUGAAGCUCCUGCAGAUGAAUGAGGAGAAGCUGCUCUAGAAUCUCACAGUUUGAAAGAAAAUGUUUCAUCCAUCAACUCAAUAAUCAGCUUUUUUUUAAUCUGUAAACUGUUAAACACACAUAUGUAAGUCCUGAGUGCAACAGAAAAACUAAUGUUUUUAUUUAUUCAGAAAAUAAAAACUUAUGGUUAUUCUUAUAGAAAGUCUAUGGUUUUCACCAACAAUGUUCCAGAUCAAACUGGAUCUAAAUGUGUGUAUAUUUAAACAUGUGACCUACUGGGUAUCAUAACUCAAUUGAAUUCAUGAAAAAAAGCAAAAUGUUUUCCUGCAGUUCUUAGCUCACUUUGCACUCUUUAUUCUGUUGUCACACUAACCUGUCAUGUUUUCCUGCUUCAAAAGGCUACUAUAUAUACACCAAAUAUACUGUACUUUCUAUAUUGUUUAAACAAUGACAACAUUUUGGGAGUAAAAAUGACUUUCUUACAUGAAAAACAGGCCUGAAAAUGGUAGUGAGACGUCUGUAUGAUGCUGAUAUUUAUUCUAGGUUUGACUUUUGUUCUGGCUUUGUUUAAAACAACUUGUAAAGUCAUUAAAUCUUAUGAGCAAACGUUUGUUCUGUGAUCAAUUCCUACAAAAAAACCCAGAAAAGUUGCUUCCAGUUUCACAAAAUUAAUAUUAAAGUUAAAUAUGUCAAAGUCAUGUACAGCAAUUUGAUUAAAGUCACAUAAUGUUUAGUCCUCACUCUGCAUCAUGUUUAUUUUUAUGCUUUUUAGCCAAAAUAUAAAAGGGUAUUUUGGCACUUGAACAGGAGGUGCCACUGUAGCGGGGAUAAAUGUAUUUCAGGUACUCCUUCGGAAAAAUUUGGUCUGUAAUUUUCCUCUGUUAGACAGAAUGCAAAAAAAAAAAAAAAAAA